AAAUGAAUACAGAUCCAAUACCAUUUCCAUAAGAAUAUGUGAUUCCUGAAGAUUUUCAUCAGAACAUUAGAACUAGAUUCUUAAACUUCUUUCGUUAUACGGUAGGGGAUAAAGCAAGAAAUAGUGUCAUUAUGUUAAAAGGAGCUGAAAAAAUAAAUAAACACGAUGAAGGUAAUUGAAAACUAAUAUUUUAGAUUAAUAAUAUAGAGUAGAAUAAGAGAGUAAUUUCCAUUAUUUGUUCGGAGUUGAUUUUUUAAAUUGUUAUGCAAUAAUAGAUGUUGAUAAUGCAAAAUCCAUUGUAUUUGUACCUUAAUAUGAUUCCAAUUAUAAAAUGUGGAAUGUUGUUUUGAAUAAUGAUGAAAUCAAAUAAAAAUUUAAAUUAGAUGAUGUAUUUUAUAAUGAAGAGAUAGAAUCAUGGUUAAGUAAUAGAAAACCUUCAUUAAUUUAUUAUUUUUAUGGAAUAGAUGAUUAUUCUCAUCACUCUUUACCUAUACCUGAUUUCCCUUUUUUAUAAAAUUACAAUUCAGAUUAUGAUGAAUUAUAUUAUAUCCUUACAGAAUGUAGAGUUAGAAAGACUCAAUAAGAAUAAGAUAUUAUGAGAUACAUUUGUAAAAUUAGUAGUGAGGCUCAUGAAUUGGUCAUCAAGAAUAUUAGAAAAGGCAAUAAAGAAUACUAAAUGGAAGCUUUAUACUAAUAUCAUACAUUUAUCAAUCAUGGUUGUCGUUUCACACCUUAUGAAUGUAUUUGUGCAUCAGGAACAAAUGGUUCUGUCUUGCAUUAUGAAGAGAAUUAAAAAACAAUACAGGAGAGAGAAUUAAUAUUAAAUGAUAUGGGUGGUAAAUUUUAUGGAUAUUGCAGUGAUAUUACUGUGACUUUUCCUAGUGAUGGAAGAUUUACAUAGAAGUAAGCUAUAAUUUAUAAUGCUGUACUUGAUACUUAAAAAUAAGUUCAUAAUUCUUUGAAAGUAGGAGUAAAUUGGGGAGAUAUGUAAUUAUUAGCUGAAAGAACAAUAACUAAACAUUUAUUUAAUGCAGGAUUGAUUAAAGGAUAAAUGGAAGAUCUUAUAAAAAAUAGUAUUUGUAGAUUAUUUUUCCCACAUGGAUUAGGCCAUAUGUUGGGAUUGAGAACUCAUGAUGUAGGUGGUUAUAAUAAGGGUGCUCCUCCAAAAUUGCCUGGUAUUUUUUAAUUUUAAUAAUUUAGAAUUGUCUUAAUUAUAAUUUCGUAGAGAUUUAGAUGUAGGAAUGAUAUUUACAAAUGAACCUGGAAUCUAUUUUAUUGAAUUUAUCUUAUAAGAAGCUUACAAAGAUCCUAAUAAAAUGAAAUUUCUAAAUAAAGAAAGAAUACAAGAAUUUAUGCAUGUUGGAGGAGUCAGAUUAGAGGAUGAUAUAUUAUUGACAGCCAAUGGUCCAGAAAUACUUAAUGAUGUACCUAGAACUAUUAAAUAAGUAGAAGCAUGUUGGAGAGGUGAGGAUUGGAGAUAAAUAAAUGAUUGA
Paramecium sonneborni is the source of this 1493-nucleotide messenger RNA. NCBI's taxonomy places the organism in Eukaryota, Ciliophora, Oligohymenophorea, Peniculida, Parameciidae. The record is from the annotation of a GenBank genome assembly.